Apis laboriosa (Himalayan honeybee) is the source of this 541-nucleotide messenger RNA. RefSeq names its product mediator of RNA polymerase II transcription subunit 9 (gene MED9). Bases 44 to 391 code for a protein of 115 amino acids. NCBI's taxonomy places the organism in Eukaryota, Metazoa, Arthropoda, Insecta, Hymenoptera, Apidae. Gene Ontology annotation, molecular function: transcription coregulator activity. The transcript is spliced from 3 exons. The record is from RefSeq and is a predicted model, not a curated record. Gene Ontology annotation, cellular component: mediator complex. Gene Ontology annotation, biological process: regulation of transcription by RNA polymerase II.
UAUAACUUACAUUACAUUAUUUAUAUUUCAUCAAAAUGUUAUAAUGGAAUCAGAAUUAUCGGAGGAAAGUACUUUACGUCCACAAUUUACAGUGGAUGAUUUGGAUAUUGAAAUAUUACCAAUUAUAUAUGAAAUAAUUCGGAGUGUUGAAAAAGAUCCACAUGAUACUGCACAAAAAGCUAAAGAAUCACAAGAUACAAGUCAUAAAAUUUUAGAACUUCAAAAAAAAUUAGAUUCUACAAGAGCUCAGAUUAGAAGAUUACCAGGAAUAGAAUAUAGUAAAGAAGAACAAUUACAAAAACUUGAAACUUUACGUAAACAACUUAGACUUAAGCGAGAGCUCUUAUUAAAAUAUCGUAACAUGUGUACAUUUGAAGUUCCAAAAAUAUAAAUAUUUUUAUUUGUUUUUUAAAAAAGACAAAUCAAACAUGGGUUUUUGGCGUAUCUUAUUUACAUAUUUGAUACAUAAUGAACAAUUAAUUAAUAAAUUGGCAAAUACAAAACCAAUUAGACGAUCUGCACAGUUUAUAGCAUAUUUAAU